This is a messenger RNA of Leopardus geoffroyi (Geoffroy's cat), 1619 nucleotides long. Its product is annotated as CMRF35-like molecule 7. The record is from RefSeq and is a predicted model, not a curated record. Gene Ontology annotation, cellular component: plasma membrane. Gene Ontology annotation, molecular function: transmembrane signaling receptor activity. The coding region runs from base 187 to 747 and encodes 186 amino acids. NCBI's taxonomy places the organism in Eukaryota, Metazoa, Chordata, Mammalia, Carnivora, Felidae. The transcript has 4 exons.
GUUUGCUGAAUACUUAAAAGCAGGAAAUACUCUAUAAAAGGAAGUGAAUAGGUAAGAAACUCAAAGGCGGUCCAGUCAAACAAAGUGCAAGCUGGGGCUCCGGCAGAGCUCUGAGAGUCCAGCUGGGAUCCGAGUGCGAGCUCCGGUUGUGGAUCCAGAGGGACAAGGAGCCCGAGAGGCAGGACCAUGCCGCUGCUGCUAGUUCUUCUUCUCAGCCUCCCAGGUUGCCUCUCCAUCCAAGGCCCAAAGUCCGUGAGGGGCUUAGAGGGCGGAUCUGUGACUGUGCGGUGUGACUAUAAACCAAGAUGGGAGACCUAUAGGAAGUGGUGGUGUCGUGGAGCAUACUGGGAGUUGUGCAGGAUCCUCGUUCAAACCACAGGAUCACAGCUAGAAGUGAAGAGAGACCGUGUGUCCAUUGGGGACAACCAGAGUCACCACUUCCUCACAGUGACCAUGGAGAAAGUCAGGCAAGAUGACACAGACACUUACUGGUGUGGGAUCAGCAAGAGUGGACCUGACCUCGGGGCACCUAUCAGAGUGACCAUUGAGCCAGAGGGAACACUUCUGACCACCUUGGCGAGCAUGCUAUCCAGGAGAACCACCAGUGGCCGUGCAGGGGUAUCGUCUGUCUCCUACAGCAGGAACAGCUACAUCCUUCUGGUGUUCGUGAAGGUGCCCAUCUUGCUCAUACUGGUUGGUGUUGUCCUUUGGUUGAAGGGCCUCAGUAACGACAGUCUGUCUACAUGAACUUGUCCUUGAUCUUCUCACCAAAGACACAGCCGCUCAGAAAGACGGAUGAACAGAAUCUUCUGACCCCUGGACCCCAUUUCCAGAGGAGACGUGGGCUGUGGAAGAAAUGCCUCUGAGUCCUUAGGACGCAGUGACUGAGGCUGGGGGUGCUAAGGUGAAGCCCGGGCACCCUCCUUGCUCGGCACAGCUCAGGGACAGAGCUCAGGGCCCUCCUGGGGAGUCAGGGGGUGCCAAAGAGCCAGCACCUAUUCCAUUCCUGCAGGCAGCAAAUGUCCCUGCCCCACGGGGCUCAUGGUCAGAGCUGCUGGCCUGGAGCCCAAGCCCUGUCCUCCCUGACACCAGCUCAGCACACUUUAUGUCCAGACUUCUGGUUUAUAGGGUUGUUUCUUAAGUCAGGUUGGGUUCGGAUGACUUGUGCCCAUGAGAACCCUGACAGAUGCCCGUGUGCGCGCGCACACACACACACACACACACACACACACACACAGAUGGUGGGCUCCUGGUUCUGGGGCAUCGCCCCUCUGCCCUGGGAGGACACCGCUCUGACAGCCGAGCAGAAGAAGGACCAGGAGUCUCUCUGGGCCUAGCUCCUGUGCCGGCCUUCCUCCACCUCCACCCCCCAUCUUCCUCCUCUGUCCUGGCUCCCCAGGGCUCCCUGCCCCUCACCCCUCCAGGCCUGGGGCUUCCUGGGUGCUGCCUCUGUUCCUCAGGGCUGCUGGGCCUCAGAAACUACCUCAAGGUUGGGGAGGGCAUUCAGGAAAACUGUCUGAGGGAAGUGAUGUUGCCUCUCCUAAAUGAUGAUGUGUAAAUAAUCUUAAUAAUUAAUUUGUUUAAAUAAUCUUAAUGAUUAAAAAUGUCUAAGAUAGGGU